Oncorhynchus keta (chum salmon) is the source of this 9896-nucleotide messenger RNA. RefSeq names its product adenosine 3'-phospho 5'-phosphosulfate transporter 1-like. Gene Ontology annotation, cellular component: endoplasmic reticulum membrane; Golgi membrane. The transcript has 4 exons. Lineage: Eukaryota; Metazoa; Chordata; Actinopteri; Salmoniformes; Salmonidae. Gene Ontology annotation, biological process: transmembrane transport. The record is from RefSeq and is a predicted model, not a curated record. Gene Ontology annotation, molecular function: 3'-phosphoadenosine 5'-phosphosulfate transmembrane transporter activity. Bases 600 to 1904 code for a protein of 434 amino acids.
AGCAGCUGAUGUUAUUACUCCAACCUCAUGAAAGUGAUAAACUGACACGUUUUCAUUUUCGCCAAAAACAAAUGUAUAUCGAAGACGCCUUUGAGUUGAUGGAUUGCACAUGCGCAGUUCGGUGCGAGACAACCGUUAGACCGGAACUCGUUUCUAAGCAUGAGUUUAGCUAGCCAAGGUCGCCAUGAAAUCGUCGUCAAAUGUGAUCAGGAAUUUUUAUUUGAGAAUCCGUUUUUGCCCACUUUACUAGCUGCCUAUCUUGGUACUGCUCUUAAAGCGGGCAUGUGCAUUUAUUCUUCCAGCCCUACAGGUGGCAAUGUGCGAUGGAGGUCUACAAUCUCAGCUAUGUAAUGAAAUCCGGCUUCGCAUUUUCCAGGUUUCCACUGAAGGGAAUUCUUUAUUGAAGUGAACACAUAGGCAAUUGAUAAGUUGUGAAGGCACCGGGAAAGGAAACAGCCAGCCCGAAAGAAAUGAGCUUUUACAUUAAGGAUUUACUCAGUUAAUUUGCGUUAACGCUUCAUUGUAGCUAAAGUGUUUGAGUUGUUCGGCGUGUUCGCAACGCCAGGUGUUAGACCAGAAUAAGUGUUGGUGGUUGGAAAAUGCCAUCUUUUUUAUGGAGGCUUUGGCCUGGCCUGGUGCUGAUCCUCCUCCCGUCUACGCUGGCGGCUGACAAAGAGUCUUCGUUACUACAGGACUGGCACGACGUGUGGUUGUUCCGCUUCUUCCUCAAUGUGCUGGGCUACGCCACCAUCAUCAUACCUGGCUACUUUCUCAUCGGCUACUUCAAGAAGAUCAACUACCUCGAAACAGGUCGUGGCAUUUGCUAUCCUGUCAUAAAGGCCUGUGUGUUUGGUAGUGAAUCGAAGACUGGUCUCCUGGACGACGUGUCCAUAGCUCCGAGAAAUGACGCUGACUCGGGCUCGUCGGCCAGACAAGCCUUCAAGUUAGUCUUCUGCGCUGCGGGACUUCAGACAUCCUACCUGACAUGGGGUGUCCUACAGGAGAGGGUGAUGACACGCUCGUACGGGGCCUCCACCCCCGAGGAGGAGGGUGAGCGCUUCAAGGACUCCCAGUUCCUGGUGUUCAUGAACCGCAUCCUGGCGCUGACUGUGUCUGGCCUGUGGUGUCUCCUAUUCAAGCAGCCUCGCCACGGUGCGCCCAUGUAUAAAUACUCGUUCGCCUCGCUCUCCAACGUCCUCAGCAGCUGGUGCCAGUACGAGGCUCUCAAGUACAUCAGCUUCCCCACCCAGGUGCUGGCUAAGGCCUCUAAAGUGAUCCCCGUCAUGCUGAUGGGUAAGAUUGUGUCGCACAAGAGCUACGAGUACUGGGAGUACCUGACGGCGGCUCUGAUCUCUCUGGGCGUCAGCAUGUUCUUGUUGACAAGCACGACCAGUAAGCACCCGUCUACGGUAACUACGUUCAGCGGCGUGGUCAUCUUGGUCGGCUACAUCGUCUUCGACAGCUUCACAUCCAACUGGCAGGACAACCUGUUCAAGUGCAAGAUGUCGUCGGUACAGAUGAUGUUCGGCGUCAACCUCUUCUCCUGCCUCUUCACCGUGGGCUCUCUGCUGGAGCAGGGCGCCUUCUUCGACUCGCUGGCCUUCAUGACGCGACAUUCGGAGUUUGCAUUCCAUGCCGUGCUGUUGUCGGUGUGCUCAGCAUGCGGCCAGCUCUUCAUCUUCUACACCAUCGCACAGUUCGGCGCCGCCAUCUUCACCAUCAUCAUGACCCUUCGGCAGGCCAUCGCCAUCCUGCUCUCCUGUUUCCUGUAUGGCCACGCCGUCACAAUGGUGGGGGUCUUCGGCAUGGCCGUGGUCUUCCUCGCCCUCUUCCUGCGCGUCUACGCCCGCAUCCGCAUGAAGGCAGGACGCAGGGCGCCGCAGCCACAGGUGCAGAAGGUCUAGGAGGAGGAGUCUGAGGAGGGAAACUGGAAAAACAAAAACUAAAGCCACGUUUUUGUUGGGUUUGUUUUCUGUCUCUGUGUGUCCCUUUUGACUUUUUGUGUUCAUUUAAUGGGUUUCUACUUUGCAUAGGAAAGGUACAGAAAGGGAUUCUAAUGCCUUUUUAAAGGUGUUUGACUUGACACGCACCGAGCCGUCGUCACACAGGUCAAUUAGUCUCAAAAACCCAACCCUAGGCAACACAGUGACUAGGGUCUGAUUUCAAUGAUGGACUUGUCAUAGAGGAACUAUGUCACUGCCUAAGUCACUACUUUAUCUGCUUGAAUAAAAUGCAAAAUGAUCACAGAGGUUAUUUUUAAUGAGUGAAUUAUGCAAGUGGAUAGUUUGCAUCAACUACCUUAACUAAAACCACUGCAAAGUUAUUGCCUGCAAAAUCACAACGUUCUGUCAUAUCUGCCUCUUGAUUUGUUGGGAGAGUCCCCAGAAUGUAUAUUUUACCCUUAUCGACGUAGGCAGUGACGUAGUUUCUCUAUGCCAAAAGAGUCGGUCAUUAAAUUCAGACCUUAGUCACUGUGUUGCCUAGGGCCAGGUUUCAAGGGUACAGGUCAAUGGGAGUGAUUUGGCUGGACCAGUCAGCAGUCAUGCCCGUUUAAGUGUCUAUGACCCCAAAAUUACACAGCAAUCGUCGCUUGUACGUUUUGUCUGUCAAACCCAGUUCAAACGCAUGCAACAUUGGCAUGUCAAAUGUAAACAACUAAUAAAAUGGCUAUUGAUUUCAGCCUUUGCGAUAUGCUUCUGGAGCUGCAGUCAAAGAACAAAAGUCUGAUGUUUGUAGUUUUGGGGUAAUCACUAGUACAUGAGCUGUAUACUGCAAUAUUGUGAAUGGCACUAUAUUAAGCUUAUAAGGCCUCUGUGAAAAGAGGACAUGAGAUACUAUGGUGAGCAGGCCCCAAGUAAGGUCCCGUUUUGAAUCAUCUCUGUGUAGAUACUGCAUCAAUUUAGUUUAAAACUAAUAAUUGCAUUGUUGUACAUUUUGGACAUGGCAUGAGAUACAUUUUUGUAAUCAUUACCAGUUCAUGAUCAGGUAAUGCUGCUUGAGAAUAUUUUAUUUGUUUCAUAUAAAGAAGCAGGUAUGGUAGAGGUCUCACUUUUGGCAUUAUUCUGACUUGAGAUCUAUGUGCUUAACUAAAGAAGUCUACCAUUGAGAUCAAGGAAGGAUUUACACGAACGUCCAGGUUGUGUCAGACGGAUCUCAAGUCAAAUUACCGCCCUUUCAGAUCAUAAGAAUAGCGUAUUUCAUACAUCUUUAGUUGACUGAUGUGUUGUUCCUCAUGGCUUUACCAUAGUGUAUGAUGAGGAAAGUUACUGAGUGACCCCACAGAAAAUGUUUGACUAUUUUCCUAACAUCACAAGAAUAAAUGCACAGCUUACCAGCAGACCAUCAAAAAGAGCUUUGCAGAGUUACUAUGUUCUAUUUUAUAUGGAGUGAGAGGGGAAAGAGAGAUUUCAAGCAGCAUUCAAGAUGCCCAUCUUAUUUUUGAAUAGGUCAGGUACUUACGUUAGGUCAGGUAAAAGACAAUUAACUGUCAAAUGCCAGCAAGAGUUGCAACCAGGCGGAAUGACUCGAACUUCAGCUCUUGGAACAAACAGCCUGCACAAUUAUUUGUUCUCUUGUUUUGUUGGUGUAGGAUUCAACUAGGCAAACCAUAUUAUUGAAGUAUUUGAUUUGGAUAAAUGACAUACAUUUUCAUACCGAAUGUAAGUUUAAGUAUGAUAGCAUUCAUUUAGUGGCCUGGCUGACCCAGACAAAGUGGAGGAUUUCCAAUUGCCAGGCAAUUCAUUUAGCCCUACGUGUACAGCUUUUACAAUCAAACCAAAUACUUUAAUUAUUUGUUACACUAUCUUACACUAACAAUCAUUAAUGGGUAGACUACAAAUCAUUUGGAACAGGACAUACAGUACCAGUCAAAAGUUUGGACACACCUACUCAUUUCAGGGUUUUUCUACAUUGUAGAAUAAUAGUGAAGACAUCAAAACUAUGAAAUAACAUAUUGAAUCAUGUAGUAACCAAAAAAGUGUUAAAUCAAAAUAUAUUUCAUAUUUGAGAUUCUUCAAAGUAGUCACCCUUUGCCUUGAUGACAGCUUUGCACACUCUUGACAUUCUCUUUAGGUUUGAUGUCUUCGCUAUUAUUCUACAAUGUAGAAAAUAGUUUAAAAAAUAAAGAAACCCUUGAAUGAGUAGGUGUGUACAAACUUUUGACUGGUACUGUAGACCAGUUGUUCUGGUAUUAUUAAAUUGCAAAUGUGAAUUUGUAUUCAAACAAGCUAUAAAGUCAAUAAUCACCCAUAGAGACAACUAAAAGAUUUGACAAACUGCAUUCACAUUUUAUAAAGUUGUACAUUCAAAUUUACAGCUCUCUUUGUCAGUAACUUUGGUUCAGCCCAUCUACUUUUGCUUCAACACUUGAGAUAAGUGAAUGACUCACAACAAUAUAAAUGUCCUAUGUAUAGGCUGUACACAUGUCUUAUUGGCUAUACAGUGCCUUGUAAAAGUAUCCAGACCCCCUUGAUUAUAUCACAUUUUGUUACAAAGUGGGAUGAAAAUGGAUUUAAUUGUAAUUUUGUCAACAAUACUCUGUCAAAGUGGAUUUCUUUUCAUUAAUAAAAAAUAUGCGAAAUAAAGUCUUUGCAUAUGUAUUCAGCCCUUAAAUUAGUUAAGGAGUCAAAUUUAGCUUAUCAAAUCACAUAAGUUACAUGGACUUACUGUGUGAAAUAAUAUGGGUUGACAUUAUUUUAAAUUACUAACCCUUCCUUUGUCCCCCUUACAUAAAGUGUUUUCGGAAAGUAUUCAGACCCCUUGACUCCAGAUUUUGCUACGUUACAGCCUCAAUCUAAAAUUGAUUAAAUAGAUUUUUGUUCAUCAAUCUACACACAAUACCACAUAAUGACAAAGCAAAAACAGGUUUUGAAUUUUUGGGAAAUUUAUUACAAAAAAAACAAAACAUUUUACAUAAGUAUUUAGACCCUUUUUACUCCGUACUUUGUUGAAGCACCUUUGGCAGCGAUAACAGCCUGGAGUCUUCUUGCAUAUGACCCUACACGCUUGGCACACCUGCAUUUGUGGAUUUUCUCACAUUCUUCUCUGCAGAUCCUCUUAAGCUCUGUAAGGUUGGAUGCACAUCUAUUUCCAGGUCUCCAGAGAUGUUCAAUCGGAUUCAAGUCCGGGCUCUGGCUGGGCCACUCAGAGGCUUGUCACAAAACCACUCCCGGUUGUCUUAUCUGUGUGCUUAGGGUUGUUGUUCUGUUGGAAGGUGAACCUGUGCCCCAGUCUGAGGUCCUGAGUGUUCUAGAGCAGGUUUUCAUCAAGGAGCUCUCUGUACAUUACUCUGUUCCUUUCCCUCGAUCCUGACUAGUCUACCAGUCCCUGCCGCUGAAAAACAUCCCCACAGCAUAAUGCUGCCACCACCAUGCUUCACCGUAGGGAUGGUGCCAGGUUUCCUCCAGACAUGACGAUUGGCAUUCAGGCCAAAGAGUUAAUUCUUACUUUCAUCAGACAAGAGAAUCUGGUUUCCAAACUUCUUCCAUUUAAGAAUAAUGGAGGCCAAUGUGUUCUUGGGGACCUUCAAUGCUGCAGAAAUGUUUUGGGAGCCUUCCCCAGAUCUGUGCCUCGCCACAAUCUUGUCUCUGUGCUCUACGGACAAUUCCUUCGACCUCAUGGCUUGGUUUUUGCUCUGACAUGCACUGUCAACUGUGUGACCUUAUAUAGACAGGUGUGUGGCCUUUCCAAACCAUGUCCAAUCAAUUGAAUUUACCACAGGUGGACUCCAAUGAAGUUGAAGAAACAUCUCAAGGAUGAUUAAUGGAAACCGGACGCACCUGAGCUCCAUUUUGAGUCUCAUAGCAAAGGGUCUGAAUACUUAUGUAAAUUAGGUUAAAAAAAAAUUAUACAGUGCCUUGCGAAAGUAUUCGGCCCCCUUGAACUUUGCGACCUUUUGCCACAUUUCCGGCUUCAAACAUAAAUAUAUAAAACUGUAUUUUUGUGAAGAAUCAACAACAAGUGGGACACAAUCAUGAAGUGGGACGACAUUUAUUGGAUAUUUCAAACUUUUUUAACAAAUCAAAAACUGAAAAAUUGGGCGUGCAAAAUUAUUCAGCCCCUUUACUUUCAGUGCAGCAAACUCUCUCCAGAAGUUCAGUGAGGAUCUCUGAAUGAUCCAAUGUUGACCUAAAAGACUAAUGAUGAUAAAUACAAUCCACCUGUGUGUAAUCAAGUCUCCGUAUAAAUGCACCUGCACUGUGAUAGUCUCAGAGGUCCGUUAAAAGCGCAGAGAGCAUCAUGACGAACAAGGAACACACCAGGCAGGUCCGAGAUACUGUUGUGAAGAAGAUUAAAGCCGGAUUUGGAUACAAAAAGAUUUCCCAAGCUUUAAACAUCCCAAGGAGCACUGUGCAAGCGAUAAUAUUGAAAUGGAAGGAGUGUCAGACCACUGCAAAUCUACCAAGACCUGGCCGUCCCUCUAAACUUUCAGCUCAUACAAGGAGAAGACUGAUCAGAGAUGCAGCCAAGAGGCCCAUGAUCACUGGAUGAACUGCAGAGAUCUACAGCUGAGGUGGGAGAAUCUGUCCAUAGGACAACAAUCAGUCGUAUAUUGCACAAAUCUGUCCUUUAUGGAAGAGUGGCAAGAAGAAAGCCAUUUCUUAAAGAUAUCCAUCAAAAGUGUCAUUUUAAAGUUUGCCACGAGCCACCUGGGAGACACACCAAACAUGUGGAAGAAGGUGCUCUGGUCAGAUGAAACCAAAAUUGAACUUUUUGGCAACAAUGCAAAACGUUAUGUUUGGCGUAAAAGCAACACAGCUCAUCACCCUGAACACACCAUCCCCACUGUCAAACAUGGUGGUGGCAGCAUCAUGGUUUGGGCCUGCUUUUCUUCAGCAGGGACAGGGAAGAUGGUUAAAAUUGAUGGGAAGAUGGAUGGAGCCAAAUACAGGACCAUUCUGGAAGAAAACCUGAUGGAGUCUGCAAAAGACCUGAGACUGGGACGGAGAUUUGUCUUCCAACAAGACAAUGAUCCAAAACAUAAAGCAAAAUCUACAAUGGAAUGGUUCAAAAAUAAACAUAUCCAGGUGUUAGAAUGGCCAAGUCAAAGUCCAGACCUGAAUCCAAUCGAGAAUCUGUGGAAAGAACUGAAAACUGCUGUUCACAAAUGCUCUCCAUCCAACCUCACUGAGCUCGAGCUGUUUUGCAAGGAUGAAUGGGAAAAAAAUUCAGUCUCUCGAUGUGCAAAACUGAUAGAGACAUACCCCAAGCGACUUACAGCUGUAAUCGCAGCUAAAGGUGGCGCUACAAAGUAUUAACUUAAGGGGGCUGAAUAAUUUUGCACGACCAAUUUUUCAGUUUUUGAUUUGUUAAAAAAGUUUGAAAUAUCCAAUAAAUGUCAAUCCACUUCAUGAUUGUGUCCCACUUGUUGUUGAUUCUUCACAAAAAAAUACAGUUUUAUAUCUUUAUGUUUGAAGCCUGAAAUGUGGCAAAAGGUCGCAAAGUUCAAGGGGGCCGAAUACUUUCGCAAGGCACUGUAUAUAUACAUUUGCUAAAAUAAAAUAAAAUAAAAACCUGUUGUAUUGUGUGUAGAUUGAUGAGGAGAAAUAUAAAUGUAAUACAUUUAACAAUAAGGCUGUAAGGUAACAAAAUGUGGAAAUGGUUAAGGGGUCUGAAUACUUUCCGAAUGCACUGUACAUCUGUGAGGUCCCUCAGUCAAGUAUUGAAUUUCAAUCACAGAUUCAACUACAAAGACUAGGGAGCUUUACGAAGGCCUCUUAAAAAUGGCAGUGGUUGGUAAAUGGGUAACAAUAACAAGUCAGACAUUGAAUAUAUUUUAGCAUGGUCUAGUUAAUAAUGAUGCAGUGCAUUGUGUAUUAAACCACCCAGACACUUCAAAGAUAGUCCGGAAUUAAACUGCUCAGGGAUGUCACCAUGAGGCCAUUGGUUAUUUUAAAACGGUUACAGAGUACAAUGGCUGUGAUGGAACAGAACUGAGGACGGAUGAACAACAUUGUAGUGACUCUAGAAUAAUGACCUAAAUGACAGUGAGAGGAACACAAAUAUACUAAAUAAAACUAUUCCAAAACAUGCAUCUUGUAUGCAACAAGGUGCUAAAGUAAUACGGCAAAAAAACAUGGCAAAGGCAUACACUUUUUGGGCCUAAAUUCUAAUCCCUAUGUUUGGGGCAAAUCCAACACCACACACAUCACUGAAUAACUGCCUCCUUAUUUUCAAGCAUGGUGGAAAUACUAUGGUAAGACUUGAAAAUUGCUGUCCAGCUUUGAUCCCCAACAUCUUGACAGAGCUUGAAGAAUUUUGAAAAGAUUAAUAGGCAAAUAUUGCACAAUUCAGGUGUGCAAAGCCCAAGCCAUGUUCACAUUGGCAGUUUGAAGUGACUCAAUCAUAUUUAUUUGCAUAUCUGAUUUUAAUCUUUUUCCUGCAGUCUGAACAGCCAAAAAGCACAAUUUCAAGUCACAUUUCAAACCACCUUCAUAGGUACUUUGAAGUCAGAUACAAAUCUGAUUCCUGGCCAUGUCUGUACAGUCCAGUGUGAUUUAUUUACCCUCAAGUGGUUUUUAGAUUGUUAUUCGGCUUAUCUUGUUGCUUGCUAGCUACUCUGUUGACAGUUUGACAAGCACAUGUGGUAGCUAACUAGCUUGGUAAUUGUUUACAAACAAAUGAGUGAAUGUGCUAGAAAGCUAAACAACUACUUUGCUAGCUAGUUGACUGCUGUGGUUAGCUCAAAAAGUGUAGCCUUGUCAGCAAAUGUCUGCUGUCUGAACCUACACAUCUGAUUUGGCCACUUGUAACUUGCUGUUUGGACAGUCAGUACAGUAGUCCAAAACUGAUUUGAGCAUUAAGGCCUACAGUGUGAACAAGGCUUUCGACUUACACAAGCAGACUCACAGCUGUAAUUGCUGCCAAAGGUGUUUCUAACAUGUAUGGACUCAGGGAACUGAAUACUUAUGCAACAUCUAUAUGUUUUAAAAUGUUUAUUAAUAAAAAAAAUACGAUUUCUUUCUUCCGCUUUGACAGAGUAUUUUGUGUAGAUUGUUGACAAAAAAUGACAAUUCAAUCAAUUGUAAUACUUUGUAAAACAAUAAAAUGUGAAGAAAUCCAAGAGGUCUGAAUACUUUUGCAAGGCACUGCACAUUCUUUUGAUGUUCUGUUUGCAUUAAUUAGCUUGACACUUUUGUUUCAAUGUCAGUUGGUGUUUUAACCUAACGUAGCACCCGUAAAAUAAAUGUGUGAGUGGGGUCGGAAGAAACCGGAAGUAUUUGGUUUUCAGGCUUUUUGCUCUUUGCUUUCCCCUGAAAACAGGAUGCUUCUGGUUUCUGACGACAAAGCUGAGGGUGGUGAUGUAUGAAUGGACGGUUAGCUCCAUCUUUAUCAGCCUUAGAUAAGGACUACAGUUAAACUACUGUACUGUACUACUGGCAAAGCAAAUGUCAUAGCAUGGGUCGUGGGACGUGGCAUAUUCAUGAUAGGUCAAUGGUUUUCACAGUCUUCAACAUUGCCUGGGGGAAUAACCUGGGGAAGAAAGCAAUGCAAACCUUUGUAAACAUUGUCUUGGGAUCUUUUGCUUCAAUUGAAACUGUAACCUUUUUGGACACAUGGUGUGUAGUUGCAUACAGUACAUGUUCCUUAUGAUGGAUUACUAGCAUUUUUUAUCUGUCCAUAAUGACAUGCUUUAUUUUGAGGAGAGCUGCACUGUUGUCUGUUCUUUCAUGUGUGAAUGUUUUAAUGUGGCCUGAAUGGAUAGCGAUGGUUGACGCUCUCUCUAGUAUGUGAAGGAUCGAUUGGACAGGCUUAGGGUUUGGUGUGGAUGAGGACCUCUGCAUACAAGGGUAAUGCAAUGUAACCGGUACUUUAUUAUUUUUUAUCGUUGUAGUAUUUCAACUAGUAGGCUAGAUUGAUUGAUUUUUAUUUUAAAUAAUUAAAUUCAUUUAAAUACA